ACUCGAGUUCCCGAAGAGCCAGUCUUCCCAGCCCUUCCCGGAGCACUCACAUCUGGCGCUGCCCGGAGCCCGCUCGCAGCGCUCAGGGACGGGAGGCCCGGUUUCCACGGGAGAGGCUGCGGACUGUGGGCCCCGUCCCGGGGUGGGGGGUAGUGGGAGACACCCGGCCACCCCCCAGAGGCGAUUCCGGAGGUGGCGGCGGUGGCGGCCUACCAGCCCCCUGGAAGCACCGCCCCUCCUGGGUGGUGCCCGCGCCGGCUCCUCCUCUUCCCCUCCGCAGCGGCCCGCCCCGACGCGCAAACCCAAACACUCCAGGCGCCCGCCCACCGCGCGUGAUUCUCGCUUCGCCGCCGCCCAGCCCUGCGCGCUCCGCCUGGCGCCCCCCGCCCGGCCGCUCCGGGCCCCUGGCCCCGCGGAGCGAUGCUGCUGCUGGCUGCCGCCUUUCUCGUGGCCUUCGUGCUGCUGCUCUACAUGGUGUCUCCGCUCAUCAGCCCCAAGCCCCUCGCCUUGCCCGGGGCGCAUGUGGUGGUUACAGGAGGUUCCAGUGGCAUCGGGAAGUGCAUUGCCAUCGAGUGCUAUAAACAAGGAGCUUUUAUAACUCUGGUUGCACGAAAUGAGGAUAAGCUGCUGCAGGCAAAGAAAGAAAUUGAAAUGCACUCUAUUAAUGAUAAACAGGUGGUGCUUUGCAUAUCGGUUGAUGUAUCUCAAGACUAUAACCAAGUAGAGAAUGUCAUAAAACAAGCACAGGAGAAACUGGGUCCAGUGGACAUGCUUGUAAAUUGUGCAGGAAUGGCAAUGUCAGGAAAAUUUGAAGAUCUUGAAGUUAGUACCUUUGAAAGGUUAAUGAGCAUCAAUUACCUGGGCAGCGUGUACCCCAGCCGGGCCGUGAUCACCACCAUGAAGGAGCGCCGGGUGGGCAGGAUCGUGUUUGUGUCCUCCCAGGCAGGACAGUUGGGAUUAUUCGGUUUUACAGCCUACUCUGCAUCCAAGUUUGCCAUAAGGGGAUUGGCAGAAGCUUUGCAGAUGGAGGUGAAGCCAUAUAAUGUCUACAUCACAGUUGCUUACCCACCAGACACAGAUACACCUGGCUUUGCCGAAGAAAACAGAACAAAGCCUUUGGAGACUCGACUUAUUUCAGAGACCACAUCUGUGUGCAAACCAGAACAGGUGGCCAAACAGAUCGUUAAAGAUGCCAUACAAGGAAAUUUCAACAGUUCCCUUGGCUCAGAUGGGUACAUGCUCUCGGCCCUGACCUGUGGGAUGGCUCCAGUAACUUCUAUUACUGAGGGACUCCAGCAGGUGGUCACCAUGGGCCUUUUCCGCACUAUUGCUUUGUUUUACCUUGGAAGUUUUGAUAGCAUAGUUCGUCGCUGCAUGAUGCAGAGAGAAAAAUCUGAAAUUGCAGACAAAACUGCCUAAUUCUUCUCACCCUUUGGAAGAAGACUGUUUCCAAAUAAUUUGAACAGCUUGCUGCUAAAUGGGACCCAAUUUUUGGCCUAUAGACACUUAUAUAUUGUUUUCAAAUGUGUCAGAUUGGAUCAGUGCUCUUCAGAAAUGUGGCUGCAAGCAAGGGGCUAGAAGUUCACCUCCUGACAAUAUUAUUAAUACUAUGCAAAUAUGGAAUAGGAGACCAUUUGAUUUUCUAGGCUUUGAGGUAGAGAAGUGAAGGUAUGAGAAUUAAUACCAUGUGAACAAGGUAAAGAAGAGGAUUCAAGAAUGAUCAUUAAAUUGUUUUCUAUUUAUUCUUUUUUGCCCCCCUAGAGAUUAAGUCAGAAAUGUACUUUAUGGCACAUAAAGAAAUCUUGAGGACUUCGUUUAAACCUUCCAUAAAAAACAAUUUUGCGUUUCUAGGGUUUCUUUCUUUUCUUUCUUUCUUUCUUUCUUCCUUUCUUCCUUUCUUCCUUUCUUCCUUUCUUCCUUUCUUUUCUUCCUUUCUUCCUUUCUUUCCUUCCUCCCUCCCUCCCUCCCUCCCUCCCUCCCUCCCUCCCUCCCUCCCUCCCUCCCUCCCUUCCUCCCUUCCUCCCUUCCUCCCUUCCUUCCUUCCUUCCUUCCUUCCUUCCUUGGUGUAUUUUAUUCAAGAUGAGUUGGACCCAUUACCAGUGAGUCUGAAUGUCACUGACAGCCCUGUGUUGUGCUCAGGACUCACUCUGCUGCUGGUAGAAACGCAUGGCUUCUCUCUCUCUUUCAUCCCAUGAAGCUAUGAGGGGGACGGGAGAGGGCAGUGCAAUGGGAGCUAAAGAGAUAUUUUCCAGUAGGAAAAGCAAUGCUUUCUUGUCUUCUUUAGACUCAAAUGCUUAGGGAACGUUUCAUUUCUCAUUCAUGGGGAAAGGCAGCCUCCUUAAAUGUUUUCUGAAGAGCAGUAAAAUCUAGAAGCUUAAGAAUUUACAGUUCCUUCAAUAACCAUGAUGACCUGAAGUUCACCUAUUCCAUUUUAGCAUCUACUUGUUCUUCCCAUCUCUUCCUUUCCAGUUUUGCUUAUACUGCUGUAAUAUUUUUGUAAAAAAAAAAAAAAAAAAAAGGGAAAAAAAGACCAGCUAAAAUUUUUGACUUGACUUUUUAACUUAAUUCAUGAAUUAAUUAAAACAAAUGAAAAAAUUUAAAAGUGUGACAUUUUUCUCGGAGCAUAUAUGUAGCUUUUAGGAAAGGCUGAUGAUGGUAUAAAAUUUACUCAUUAAGAAAAAAAGACAAGGCUGAUUUUGAAGAGAGUCGCAUUUGAAAUAAAAUGAUCAUCUGUUCUUUAUGUGACUUUCCCACUGAGCCUGCAGACAUUAUCUUCAUACCACGUGCUAAGGAAGCUCACUCAUGACUCGUAACUCUGUAGCCUUGGAAACUCUCUUGGCGCCUGAGUGUUGUUUCCAGGUUGUAGGAUCUGUGUUCAUUAGUGGAUUUCGACAGCAAGUGUCUCUGAUGAGUUUUAGCCAACGUUCCCCGUUGCAUCCGGCUGGUCGCACUCCUCUGACUUGAGGAGAGCUGCCUUCACCUUGAUCUUGUAACCCAUCUUCCUUGCAUAUAUGAUAGCACAUUCCAGAUCACUUCAGUGAGAAAAGACCUCUGUUUUUGAAGAGGAAACUUUCUUAAAUUGUAAAAUAAAACUUAAAAAACACAAAAACUCCAUACAAAAAUUGAAGACCUAAAAAUUAUUGCAAACCUUUUUUUUUUUUGCUCUUGAGUUUUUGAAGCUCUUGACUUUAAAUGACUUAACUUUUUAAAAAAAUAAGAUGUUUUAUGGCUUAACCCAUGGUAUCUUUUUAUUAAGAUCUGAGAAUAGCAUAUUUUAAACACUGAUAGAUACAGAAGAAAUUAUUAUUUAACGUAGUAAUUGCUUGGAAUGAUUUCAUUGCAGCUUAUAAGGAUAGCUUGAUGCCAAAAUGGUUUCAUAAAUCUUUCAGUCUCACAGAGCCGAAGUUUGCAGAUUAUAUUGAGUUGCAUUGUGCAGCUGCUCAAAUGGAAUCAUAGCUUUUUAUAAUUUGCAGAAAACAAUUGCAUUAAUGUCUGGAUGUUUCUCAGUUUUACUCUUUUCUCAUAAAUGUUCCUCAAAUGUUGGCACUUUCUACUGCUGAUCUAUAUUAGAAUCUAGUCCAAGAAGGUGUCUGGUUUAAUAACAUUAACUAAAUAAUUAUUUCAAUAUAUUUUUUCAAAUUAUCCUCAUAGAACCUGUCGCUUCUAGCGAGAUGGUAAUCUACCCAAAUAAAUUUAAGAGAGCCUGUUAGAGCCCCUGUUUUGGGGUAGAAGACAAUUGUCCCUAUCCCAAUUUCCAUUGAAAUAUGAAAGCAGAUUUGUAGAGACCAUCAUGUCACAGAAGAAAUUUCCUUGUCAGAGAUGUUAAAGGGCUACAGUCCCUUACCAAAAAACUUUGAAAUCUAAGUUGGUUUGUGUUUUUCUGAAUUUGAUACCGUCAUUCAUUUGGCAGCAAAAUCUGACUUGAACUGAUGUGAGAGUAUUGUACUUUUUUUUUAUGCUACUCCAUUGUGACUGUUAAUUUUCCCUGAAGAAAUAUCCAUGGAUUUGAUUAUCGGUAUUCCCCUAGAUGCUGUGGAGGUGUUUUGUAAUAUUCAAAAUAUGCCCAUGUUGCCUUUUUAAAACCCCUAAGGUUAUGAAUUCUAAAACACAUCCAGCGCAAAGGGUUUUGGAUAAGGUGUUGUAGGCAUUUAAGCAGCCUCACAUAGUAGGCUGACUUCAUCCGAAACGUAGAAAUACUACAAGGCAAACUCUAUUUUUUAUAUUUUUUGGUUCAAUGCUUGAACAACUUGUUUUUCUGCUGAGUGAAGGAAAAAAAAAACAAAAAACAAAACCAACCCUGAGUAUGAUUGUUAGGGAAACUAGUGACUUUGUUUUUAAAGGAUCACAUUGAUUCAACACCUUCUGUUGGACCCAGAAGUGGGUAAAUAUUACCUAUGGCAGUAAACGUUUAAUUAUAAUUCAGUUUAAAUGUUGGUUUUCUGUAUGUAGCCAAGAACAGCUCAUUUUGUGAAUUUCAGUUUUUAAGUGGCUGCUUUUUGAUUUGGUUGUAUUAUGUUAUAAUAAUGUAUUUGUAAGUAUAUUAAAAAAUUAAAAAACUAACAUUCAGCCAUAAAACUCCCCAAAUAUGUUCAAGGACUUCAUAUUGAAAAAUAUAUAGAAAACAAUCUUUAUUUCUUUUUACAAAAACAAAAUCAUGGGAAUUAUUCUUUUCUAUAUAUUUAGUUAUAAAUCUUUCUCUGGGCUGGGCGCAGUGGCUCACGCCUGUAAUCCCAGCACUUUGGGAGGCUGAAACGGGUGAAUCACGAGGUCGGGAGUUCAAGACCAGCCUGGCCAAUGUGGUGAAACCCUGUCUCUACUGAAAAUACAAAAAAUUAGCCAGAUGUGGUGGCGGGCGCCUGUAGUCCCAGCUACUCAGGAGGCUGAGGCAGGAGAAUCACUUGAACCCAGGAGGCAGAGGUUGCAGUGAGCCAAGAUUGCGCCACUGCACUCCAGCCCGGGUGACAGUGCUAGACUGUCUCAAAAAAAAAAAAAAAAAAAAACUUUAUCUGGAUCUGUUAAACCAUAUAUUACUGAUCAUUGCAAGUGAAAUUUUGAGAUAUUGUUUCUAGUAUUUAGAUGAUGAAAACAUUUUGGUAAUACUGUUUCAGUUCAAAGAAUUGUAUGUCUUUAUCUUUCUAGAAGAAAGCAAUUAUAUAUAUAUUUUUUGCUAAAUUAUAUAAACUUUUAAUUACAUCAUGUUCUAAUUUAAACAUGUAUUACUCACUUGAGGCCACUUUUAAAUAUUCAUACUCUUUGACAUAAGAUGCUUUGUAUAUUUCUCAUUUCUUUUAGUUCUUAGUAAGUCAGCUUUAAAAAGUACCUGCCAACCAGAACCUUCCAUAUUCUGGACUAAAUCUUGUUGUUUGGAUUAUACUUCAGUGCAGUAACUGUGGAUUUGCAAUUUUGAAGGGGAGAUAGUCGCUAUUAUAUUUUACACUUGCUUGAUGUGAUAACUCUGAAGCCCUUUUAAUUGAUAAAAGUGCACAUGGCUAUUUUGAUACACAAUAAAAGUUGUGUUUGCUACUUUAGAAGCUUUUGUGGCAGAAUUGUAACCUAAUUUUCAUACCUUGUAUUUCUGAAUCACAACAACAAAAAAAAAUAAAUGGGGAACAAGAC
Rhinopithecus roxellana (golden snub-nosed monkey) is the source of this 5616-nucleotide messenger RNA. It is a transcript of the gene KDSR, whose product is annotated as 3-ketodihydrosphingosine reductase. The transcript is spliced from 10 exons. Gene Ontology annotation, biological process: sphingolipid biosynthetic process. Gene Ontology annotation, cellular component: endoplasmic reticulum membrane. NCBI's taxonomy places the organism in Eukaryota, Metazoa, Chordata, Mammalia, Primates, Cercopithecidae. The coding region runs from base 421 to 1419 and encodes 332 amino acids. Gene Ontology annotation, molecular function: 3-dehydrosphinganine reductase activity. The record is from RefSeq and is a predicted model, not a curated record.